GCCCGCAGCUAGAUAUUUUCCUCUUCCGUGCAUCAUCCCUCACCGAGCACCGGAGCUCCAGACACGGACAGGGCGCGCAACCGGAGGGAAGCAGCCAGUCGGCACGCGAUGCAGAAGCGCGCGGUGGCGGUGGCGGUGGGCGCGGCGGCCGUCGUGCUCGGCCUCGCCGCCGCCGUCCUGGGGUUCGCCGCCGAGUAUGCCAGCCAAAAGGCUUUCGUGAGGUCCGACGCGUUCCGCUGCGAGUACCGGCGCACGCCAGCGCUGGCCUGGGGCGUCCUCGCCGCGGUGCUCUCGCUGGCCGCCGUGGCGCUCGUCACCGCGGCCAGCGGCUGCUUCGGCCGCUUCAACGCCGCCGCACCCGCGGCGGCCGGGAGACGGCGCGGCGGCUGCGCCAGGACGGCGUGCGCGGCAGUCGCGUGGUACGUUGUCCUCCUCCUGCUGCUGCUGCCGCAACAGCGCCGGCUCCGGUGUGCUAUACACCUUCUUUCCUCCGAUUAUGCGCCGGCGCCGCGGGCUAUCGUUGUUGAUUAUUCUUGCUUGCUGCCGAGCGCGCGCAGGCUGGUGGCGGCGGCGGCGAUGUUCCUGUACGGCGCGUCGCGGAGCGCGGGGGGGGGGGGGGGGGGGGGGGGGGGGACGGGGGGCUUCACCGCGAUCAGGCGGCGGCCCGGGCGCAACAGAGACGGCGGCGACCGCCCCUUCGACUUCGUCUGCGACGAGCUCAGGGGGGUCUUCGUGUCGGCGUCCAUCGCGGCCGCCGUUGCCGUCGCCUGCGCGGUCGCGGCCUACGUCGACGCCCUCCAGCAGAGGAGCCAGACGGCCACGCCCACGCUGGGCGGCGUCGCGAUGGGGCCGCCAAACCCGGUUCCCGUGGCUUACCCGGCUCAACCGCCGUACGGUGGCUACGGCGGCAAGCAACCUGCGGGUACAUCUUGA
This is a messenger RNA of Panicum virgatum (switchgrass), 933 nucleotides long. RefSeq lists its product as uncharacterized. The record is from RefSeq and is a predicted model, not a curated record. The transcript is spliced from 2 exons. The coding region runs from base 109 to 933 and encodes 274 amino acids. Lineage: Eukaryota; Viridiplantae; Streptophyta; Magnoliopsida; Poales; Poaceae.